AUGACAUUAUACCGGACCAUGUUGCACCGAUUGAAUGGCUUUCCUGGUCCAUUUCUUGCAAAAGUUACAAAAUUAUGGCAUGCUGCUCAUCUGUUCGAUUCAAAAAACCACCUCCUUUUGGGUAGACUUCAUCAACAGUACGGAAAUUUUGUUCGGACCGGACCAUCGGAGGUGACUGUCUUCGAGCCUGAGGUACUAGGAGCAGUUGAUGGUCCAGGAAGUCACUGCACAAAGGCGGUUUGGUACGAUGCUCUUCAGCCGGAGAGCCUCGUAAACACUACGCGCGACAACGGUAUUCACACCCAGCGUCGUCGUAUGUGGAAUAAUGCGUUUACUCCCCAAGCUCUUUCGGGAUACGAAGACCAGAUCGUCUUUUAUGCGAGAAGAUUCGAAAAGGAAGUCGCAAGAUCAGUUGGAAACCCUGUCGAUGCGUCGUCCUUGAUAUACAAAUUCACUUUCGAUCUGAUGGGCGAAGUCGCUUUCUCAAGGAACGCCGGUCAGGACCGUCUUCGCGAUCAGCAAUGGCACGCUGCCAUGACAGCACUACAGAAAGGCAUGGCUCUGUUGGGUCCAUUGAGUCCUGUCCCGUGGUUGCUUCAUAUCGGUCUCAGUCUGCCGUUCAUCCCGAUUGUUCGGGAUUGGAACAGCAUGGUCGCCUUCUGCAAAAGCUGCAUAGAUGAUCGUAUCAAGCUCGAGGAAACCGAUCACGAUAUAUCGUCAUGGUUGAUCGAUUCAUCCCAGGCAAAGGCCCUUUCCGAGGAGGAAAGAAUGAAAUGGCUGUAUGGCGACGCCAUCACAAUGGUGAUUGCAGGCAGUGACACCGUCGCACCAUCUCUCGUGUUCCUUUUCUACCACAUGGCGUUGCAUCCAGGCCCUACCGAAGCAAUACGCAAGGACUUGCAGACUUUGGACUCUCUGCACGACGUCAACGCGCUCCUGUCGCUACCUUCCAUGACCGGCUUCAUCCACGAGACCCUCCGCCUCUACCCUACCACGCCGACCGGCGGCUACAGGGUCACGCCGCCUGAAGGUCUUCACGUCGCCGGGCGAUACAUUCCCGGCGGUACGACGGUCGUGGCGCCCGCUUACAAUAUCGGCAGACUGGCAAGUUGCUUUCAGCGACCGGACGAGUUCAUCCCUGAACGCUGGUCUAGUCGGCCUGAUCUGGUGCUCAAUAAACGGGCUUUUGCUCCUUUCAAACAAGGACGCUAUAGUUGUAUAGGCAAGAAAUUAGCGUUGGCCGAGUUGAGUAUCGUGGUUGCGUUAAUCGUGUCGAAGUAUCACAUCCGAUUCCCUCCAGGCGAGGACGGAUCGUGGGUGGUUAGGGAUAUGAGGGACUGUUUCACGGCGAAGCCGGGGCAGCUGAACCUCGUGUUUGACGCGGUGGAUGACCGGUGCUAG
Messenger RNA from Letharia columbiana, 1401 nucleotides. RefSeq lists its product as uncharacterized. The transcript is spliced from 8 exons. Lineage: Eukaryota; Fungi; Ascomycota; Lecanoromycetes; Lecanorales; Parmeliaceae. The record is from RefSeq and is a predicted model, not a curated record. Gene Ontology annotation, molecular function: monooxygenase activity; iron ion binding; heme binding. Bases 1 to 1401 code for a protein of 466 amino acids.